Girardinichthys multiradiatus is the source of this 2794-nucleotide messenger RNA. RefSeq names its product bestrophin-3-like. The transcript is spliced from 13 exons. Lineage: Eukaryota; Metazoa; Chordata; Actinopteri; Cyprinodontiformes; Goodeidae. Gene Ontology annotation, molecular function: chloride channel activity. Bases 219 to 2171 code for a protein of 650 amino acids. The record is from RefSeq and is a predicted model, not a curated record.
AGAAAGAGGUGGAUGGAGAGGGAGUGAUUGGAGCAAAAAUAAAUCUGGAAAGCAGCCUGAUGAAAAACAGCACAGAGAAAAAACUGACGAUGUUCUUCUGGAGAUAAAAGCAACUCACAGACUAUUUUUUUUACAACAGUCUUAAAUACACAGAAGAUAGUGCCAUGAGAAACUAGUGGGACCAUCAAAGCUCUGCGGAUUGAGGUUUCUGUCUCAGGAUGACUGUCACUUAUUCCAGUAAAGUAGCCAACGCCACCUUCCUGAGUUUCCAUCGGCUGCUGCUGCGUUGGAGGGGGAGCAUCUACAAGCUGCUGUACCGAGAGUUCACCCUGUUUGCUCUGCUCUACACCAUCCUCAGCCUCGUAUACAGGCUCGUCCUCUCAGAGCAGCAGAAGAGAUUAUUUGAGAAACUUUCCAUUUACUGCGACAGAUACGCUGAGCAGAUUCCUGUCACCUUUGUCCUGGGUUUCUAUGUCACUUUGGUGGUGAAUCGUUGGUGGAACCAGUUUGUUAACCUGCCCUGGACAGACAGACUCAUGUUCCUCAUCUCCAGUUGUGUACAGGGUAAAGAUGAAUACGGGCGUCUUCUGCGACGGACGUUGGUACGUUACGUCAAUCUGACGUCGCUGCUCAUCUUCCGCUCCGUCAGCACGGCAGUCUGCAAGCGAUUCCCAACCAUGGAUCAUGUGGUUGAGGCAGGUUUCAUGACUCCUGAGGAGAGGAAGGUAUUUGAAAAUAUACGUUCUCCUCACCUGAAGUACUGGAUACCGGUCGUCUGGUUCUCCAACCUGGCGUCUAAAGCCCGGCAAGAAGGACGAAUCCAAGACAGUAUUGACCUGCAGAAUAUUCUGAAUGAGAUGAAUCUGUUCAGGACAUGGUGUGCGACUCUUUUUGGCUACGACUGGGUCGGCGUCCCAUUGGUUUAUACGCAGGUCGUCACUCUUGCUGUCUACACCUUCUUCUUCGCUUGUCUAAUUGGUCGUCAGUUUCUCGACCCCGCCCAGGGUCACGCCGGCCAUGACCUCGACCUUUACAUCCCUGUCUUCACCCUGCUGCAAUUUUUCUUCUACUGCGGCUGGCUUAAGGUAGCAGAGCAGCUGAUUAAUCCAUUUGGAGAAGAUGAUGAUGACUUUGAGGCUAACUGGAUUAUUGACAGAAACCUUCAGGUGUCUCUGCUGGCAGUGGAUGAGAUGCACAUGAACCUUCCUCACAUGACCAAAGAUGUGUAUUGGAACGACAGUGAUGCACGCCCGCCAUACACUCUGGCUGCUGCAGAUUACUGUAUCCCUUCUUUCCUUGGUUCCACCACCGACAUGGGACUCUCUGACAUCCUGCAGCUUGAUGAAUGUGAGAUUUCAGACUGUCGGCCACAGCGACAGGAGCCCAUUUCGAUCCGAAGACAAGAGUCGGUUCUGGGUCGAGUCCGACGCCUGCUUAGUGUUCAGGAGCCUCCUGAUCUCAGACAUCCUCGACCUGUCUUCAAACGACACAGCAGCGAUGCACCCAGCAGCUUCUUCCUGGACCUCAGGGGCAAUCCAGGUUCAGCAGAUAUCGCUCCACCCUCUUCCUUAGCCAUUCCUCCGUCGUCUUUGGACACCCUGUCCACCUUACGGGAGGUCAAUAGCAACCCACCAUCACCUGAGAGUUCAUCCUCAGUUGUUUUCCCUCGACUGGUUGUCAGCCCACCAUUGUUCUCUGAUGCCUGUCACAAUGGGGAGUCUUUUGGAAAAAAUCAAAACGGCCUGGAUCACUCUCCCACUGAUGAACUACCAAACAUGGAAACUACAAGUUUUUCUAGAACAGGCUCCAUGUGUUGUUCCCCAACUCAACUGGGACCGAGGGAGUUCCGCUGGACGACCGUCAACGUCAAGAAUCGCCCACCAACCCGGCCGAGGGGACGUCAGUUCUCACUGCAGUUCUCCAGGCAGACUUCAAAGGCGUCAAUCCGUAGCCUGCCGAGUCCAAAGGGACUGGGCCGUCGGAGAAGAGACCUGGGUCGCCAUCAGUCCCGGAGAUCACCUAGUCCAACCACCAACACCCUCCAAUUGCCGGAGGCAGAUUACAACAAUGAGUUCCAGGGUACGGCAGGGAGCGAGGACAAUAAGAGGGAUGAAAUGGACCAGAACGAAGAGCUCAAAGACUCUCAGUCAGAAAGUUUAGAGAAGAAAUGAGAGACAAUUAAAGAUCAGAGAAACUGGCAAUAGCUGGAUCCAGGAGGGGUCGUUAUUUUGUGCAAAGAGAAAGAGGCAUUAAAGUGGAGCUGGAAGAUGUUUUGGUUUAAAUCAUGACUUAAAACAUGGACCUGAGGUACUUCAAAGUCAGGUGUUUGGGUUUAACAUUUGGCCACAGUUUGUUGUUAGACGAAACCCUGAGGGAUGACUUGGUGCAUUCAGAACUACUGAAUUUCCUUUGAGUUUCCAGAUUGGGUCUCGAUGGGUCAUGUUGAAGCUGCACUAAAGUUAAAUAAAACAGAAAGAAGGAAACAAGCCAAAGGCAUCAGAAACCAGUGAAAAACAUAUAAAAUGGACAGGAAACAAUGUAAGAAAAAACAUGCAUGAUUAAUGGUUUUUAAUAACUCUAAAUACACACAAAGUCUUCUUCGCUGCCAUCUAGUGGUCAAAAAAGAAACUCCAGUCCUUAUUAUAGUAACUCAGGAGGUUGAGGAACAAUCCUCUCCGUUUUAGUGUGAAAAUUAAUUGUUUAGGUAAUUUAGCAGAAGUAGUGAACGUCCAGAUUUAUUAUUUAAAUACAACUUGGGACUGUUUCUUAAUAAGACACCAAAAAGUAAACAUUU